Rasamsonia emersonii CBS 393.64 is the source of this 1899-nucleotide messenger RNA. RefSeq names its product 4-coumarate--CoA ligase. Gene Ontology annotation, biological process: secondary metabolic process. The record is from RefSeq and is a predicted model, not a curated record. Lineage: Eukaryota; Fungi; Ascomycota; Eurotiomycetes; Eurotiales; Trichocomaceae. The transcript has 5 exons. Gene Ontology annotation, molecular function: CoA-ligase activity. The coding region runs from base 1 to 1899 and encodes 632 amino acids.
AUGCUAAUGGCACUGUCUGGCCGAUCUGGGAGACUAAAUUUAGUCCGAAUCCACCGUCUCCUCACCAACACUCCUGCUGCUGCUGCUGCUGCUGCUGCUGCUGCGGCUUAUUUGACCUCGUCGCCUGCCUGGAUUAGGACUGUUCUUGUCCUUAUCAAGGAGCUGAGAAGCGAAACUAAAGAAAAAGAAACUAAAGAAAAAGAAGAGAGAGAGAGAGAGCACAGCAUGCCCCUCAAAUCGCGCUGGCAAGUGCCUAUCCCCGACAUCCAUCUGGCCUCUCUCGUCUUUACAUCGCCCACCCACCCUCUGUCGACGACCCAGCGAUGUCUGAUAGAAACAGCACGCCCGGACACGCACUUCUUCACCGUCCAUGACUUCCGCCUCUGGAGCCAGCGGUUCGCGGCCGGGCUGCGCAAGGCCGGCGUCCAGCCCGGCGACCGCAUCCUGUUCUUCUCCGGCAACGAUCUGUUCUACAUGGUCGUGUUCAUGGGCACCAUCAUGGCCGGCGCCAUCUUCACGGGCGCCAAUCCCACCUACGUGCCUCGCGAGCUGGCGUACCAGCUGCAGGACAGCGGCGCGACAUAUCUCAUCUGCGCCGAGGCGAGCCUGGACACGGGCAUUGCGGCCGCCGAGCAGAUCGGCAUGGGCAGGGACCGGAUCUUCGUCUUCAACAACGCCGUCUACGAGGGCAAAGGCGAGGGCAAGCGCGGAUGUCGCUACUGGGGUGAGCUGAUCGCGUCCGAAGACGAAGGCUGCCAGUUCGCCUGGGAUCCGCUGGAAACGCCGUCCGCAGCGUCCGAGACAGUCCUCGCGCUCAACUAUUCCAGCGGCACGACGGGCAAGCCCAAGGGGGUCGAGAUCACGCACAAGAACUACGUCGCCAACACGCUGCAGUCGCUGCACCUGGCCAAGCUGGACCCGGAGUACGAGGAGAAGAACAAGAAGGCCCGCUGGCUGUGCUUCCUGCCUCUGUACCACGCCAUGGCCCAGACGAUCGCCGUGUCGGCCAUCUUGCGCCGCGUCCCCGUCUAUGUCAUGCCGAGGUUUGACUUCCUCAAGGUGCUGGAGUACACCGAGCGGUUUCGCAUCUCGUCCCUGUUCCUGGUGCCGCCGGUGGUGGUCGCGCUGGCCAAGCAUCCGGCCGCGAAGAAGUACGACCUGAGCAGCGUGCAGAGCAUCAGCUGCGGCGCGGCACCGCUGGGCAGAGACGUGUGCGAGCAAGUCGAGGCGCUGUGGAAAGACGGCAGUGUCAAUAUCAAGCAGGGCUGGGGGAUGACCGAGGUGACAUGCACAUUCAUGUCCUUCCAUCCAAGCGAGAAAAGCACGACCUCGUCCGUGGGCGAGCUGGUCGCAAACUGCGAGGCGAAGAUCAUGGCCGACGACGCCGUCACCGAGCUGGGACGCAACCAGCGGGGGGAGCUGUGGGUGCGAGGGCCCAACGUGAUGAAGGGAUACUGGCGCAACCCGCAGGCGACGAGGGAGACCAAGACGGAGGAUGGGUGGCUGAAGACGGGCGAUAUAGCCUAUGUUGAUGACGAGGGGAAAUUCUACGUCGUUGACCGGAAGAAGGAGCUUAUCAAAGUCAAGGGCAACCAGGUUGCUCCGGCAGAGCUCGAAGCUCUACUGCUGGAGCAUCCAGCCGUGGCCGAUGCUGCUGUGAUUGGACUUCAAGUCAACAACGAAGAAUACCCCCGCGCAUACAUCGUCCUCAAACCAGGCCACACCGCCUCGGCAGAGGACAUUGUGCAAUUCAUGAACGAGCGCGUCGCCCCCGUGAAACGCAUCACCGGAGGCGUGGUAUUCACCGACUCGAUUCCGAAGAAUCCGUCCGGCAAGAUUCUGCGACGGGAUCUGCGUGAGAGGGCGAAGAAGGAGGUUGCUGGUACUGCCAAGCUGUGA